This is a messenger RNA of Aspergillus pseudonomiae, 240 nucleotides long. RefSeq lists its product as uncharacterized. The coding region runs from base 1 to 240 and encodes 79 amino acids. The record is from RefSeq and is a predicted model, not a curated record. NCBI's taxonomy places the organism in Eukaryota, Fungi, Ascomycota, Eurotiomycetes, Eurotiales, Aspergillaceae. The transcript has 2 exons.
AUGCCGAACAACACUUUCUCCUCCUCUCAAGACAGCGGCGUCACUGGCGCCGCCAAAUUCGUGACUUCGACGCUUGGGAACACGGUCGGAGGCGUCUCUCGCACCGUUGGCGGGGUCACAGGCGCCGCUACUCGAGGAAUCGGCGAUACCAUCACGGGUGCUACAGGAAGUGCCGGGAAACCGUUGGGCGAUGGACUGGGAAGCAGCUGCGUUCAGAAAGGGUGUGAGAUUGGUGGGUAG